AUGGACUACUUAAAGUCAACUUUAUCGCGAGUAGUUUUACGAAAAGAUAUACCACCUUUUCCGUAUAAUUUUGGCGAAAAGGUGGUAGAAUAUGAUAAUUUGUCUAUUUGGGAACUUUUUCGAGGAACAAAAAAGGAGGAUGGUUCCGAUGUGUCGAUUUUCACUUUUGAUUGUACAAAACAAACUUAUUGGAUACCGUUAGCCAGGAACGCGUUUAAAAAAAUGCGCACAAUACGACAUCCUGAUCUUUUGCGAUAUGUCGACGGAGUAGAAACCGAAUCAUAUAUAUACAUUGUCACCGAUUAUGUGGUCCCAUUAAAAUCACAAUCAAGUUCUUUAUCCGACGACAAUUUGAAAUUAUGGGGAUUAUAUAAAGUUGCUAAUGCCCUCAAAUUUCUGAAUAAUGAUUGUUCGAUCGUUCACGGAAAUGUUCGCAUAUCGUCAAUAUUCACAAAUAAAGCGGGUGAAUGGAAAUUGGGUGGCUUUGAAUUGAUGAGUUCAUCGAAAGAAGAGGAUCCGAUUAUUUAUACGAGUGGAGGAUAUUUGCCAGAUUCCUCGAGAUAUUCUUCACCGGAAAUAACUAAAAGUUCGUGGAAUAUAUUAAGAGAUUACGAGAUUUGGGUAACUGAUGCAUGGAAUUAUGGAACACUUAUAUAUGAAGCAUACAAUGGACCAUUCACGUCGGUUGAUCAACUUCAAAAUGCGGGCGAAAUACCUCAAGCUAUUUAUAUAGAAUACAAAGACUUAAUUAAUCAGAACCCUCAAUUCCGUACCAAUAUUUCAGUAUUUAUGGAGAAUGGAUUACGUGUAGGAGGAAUUUUCCAAAAUGAUUUAGUGCAAGUGAAUUUGUUUUUGGAGAAUAUGAAUAUCAAAGAAGCGAGCGAAAAAAUUGCAUUUAUAAAAAAAUUGAACGAUUCAAUUGAUACCUUUCCGGAAAAUAUUUGUAAAUAUAAAAUAUUGCCGGAACUUUUGAACGCGUUGGAAUUUGGCGCAGGAGGAGUCAAGGUCAUAGGACCAAUUAUAAAGAUUGGCAAAACUCUAUCUCAAGAUGAAUACGACCAAUACAUCUCAACAGCCAUAAUAAAAAUGUUUGCCUUACCUGAUCGAACUAUGCGGCUCAAUUUACUAGAGAAUCUACCGGCAUUUAUCGAAAGAUUCAACAAUAAAACAGUCACUGAGAAAAUAUUUCCGCAUAUAGCUACAGGUUUUUCAGAUACCGCGCCGGUUAUAAGAGAAAUGACGGUGAAAUCUGUUUUAUUACUCGCGCCAAAGUUGAUGAAGAGCCCGGUAUUAGAACGAACACGACAAUUUGUUUGGACAAGAGGUAAAGUUCUAGUUCCCGCUUUCACGAGAGCAUUACGUGACCCUUUUCCACAUGCAAGGGCUGCAAGUUUAAUGGCAUUGACCGCCACCGUUGAAUAUUACGAUAAAGUAGAUUGUGCCACAAAAAUUUUGCCUUGUGUGUCUUUGAUACUGAUAGAUCUGGAAAAGUCUGUUCGCGUACAAGCCUUCAAAACUUUUGACGCAUUUGUUAAGCGACUAGAAAAAUUAGUUGAUACGAUGGCCGAGACUGCACCACCACCUCCGCCAGCAGGACUUCCAGGAGUCGCACAAGCGGCAGGCGGUGUUGCUGGAGCUGUUGCUUCCGCUGCAGAAACAUGGGGUGGUUGGGCAGUGACUUCUUUGAGUAAAAAGCUUGUUGGAUCAGGCGAAACAACGGGUAACAUAUCGGAACCACCAACGCCAUCACAUCCACCUAGAACAUCAAGUUCUCCUGUUAAUGGAACAACAAAUUCAACGAGGAAUGAAUCAGAAUCAAUUAAUAAUAGUUCAUCCAGACCACUUUCUGCCUCAAACAGCAAUAGUAAUAAUAACAAUAGUUCCACCUCAAAUACUUCAAAUGGAUGGGAGCAUGAUGAUACUUUGAUAGAUUUCGGUGGAGGAUUAAUAUUUUUUGAAAAUAAUACGAAAAAGAAAGAAACUAAUGAUUGGGACGGAUUUCAAUCUUCUUUUCCGCCAUUAGCUCCUACAACAGUAAAUGGAGGAGCGAAACCAGGAAAUAUUGGUGGGACUAAUUCGUUAAAUUCAAUGAAACUGGGGUCAAGUAAUAACAUAGGCCUUAAAGUAUCGAAUGAUUUAUUCGAUUUUGACAAUGACUUUUUUAAUGCUGUGAACACGAAUGCUGAUAAUGAUGAUGAUUGGGGGGGAUUUCAUCAAUCGCCUUCCGCAUCCUCUGUUUCAUUGUCGUUGUCACAACGUCCUGUUUCAGGAAUAUCAUCAAAUUUUGGUUCGUCGCAAUUAACACCUACUAGCGCAACUUCGUCAAUGAAAUUGGGAUCAAAAACAAUCUCUUCCGACGGCUGGAAUUUCGACGAUUCAGGAUGGGGUGAUAACUGGGGUGAUAGUAGUAGUCCCACGAUCCAAAGAUUACCACCACCACCUUCAAAUAAUCUGUCAAGAGAAGAGAAAGCCGCCGAGAUGAAUCGCAAAAGAGAAGAACGACGUCAGAGAAUGGGCGAAUUAAGGGAACAAAAGAAGAAAGGCAGUGGAUUGGGUGCACGAAAAAUCUAA
Molecule: messenger RNA, 2571 nt
Organism: Ambispora leptoticha
Lineage: Eukaryota; Fungi; Glomeromycota; Glomeromycetes; Archaeosporales; Ambisporaceae
Source: the annotation of a GenBank genome assembly